This is a messenger RNA of Plasmodium coatneyi, 1650 nucleotides long. RefSeq lists its product as uncharacterized. The record is from RefSeq and is a predicted model, not a curated record. The transcript has a single exon. Gene Ontology annotation, biological process: cleavage in ITS2 between 5.8S rRNA and LSU-rRNA of tricistronic rRNA transcript (SSU-rRNA, 5.8S rRNA, LSU-rRNA). Bases 1 to 1650 code for a protein of 549 amino acids. Gene Ontology annotation, molecular function: polynucleotide 5'-hydroxyl-kinase activity. Gene Ontology annotation, cellular component: nucleus. NCBI's taxonomy places the organism in Eukaryota, Apicomplexa, Aconoidasida, Haemosporida, Plasmodiidae.
AUGGCUAACUCCGGAAACACACGGAUUUAUCACUUGAAGGCUUUCAGAGAGCUACGAAUAGUGACCCUGGAAAAGUAUACCAAAUUUGAGGAGGAGGAUGAGGAAGAAUGCGUUAAAGUGCGUUUGUUGCCGAGCGGCAGCGGUGUAGGACACAAAAACGAGCACAACAGUAGUAGUAGUGGCGGUUUUCCAAGCACGGCCGAAAUAUUUGGAAGAGAAUUAAUAAUAGAUAAGGAGUACAAAUUUGGGUGUAACCAAAAAUUUGCCAUCUACACAUUCACAGGAUGCACAAUUCAAAUAAAAGGUCGAACGUUGCAGGAAUAUGAAAGUGGGAACAACACAAUGAAGGAGUACUUAUCCCUAUCGUAUACUUUGGAUGCCUACAGGAAAUUAGCAAAGAAGAAAAAAAAAAUUGGACCUAGAGUUCUCAUUACAGGAAAUAACAAUUCAGGAAAAAGUUCCGUUUCGUUGAUUCUGUUGAAUUACGCAUUAAAGUCAGGAUUCAAACCGAUCUUUAUUGAAGCAGAUACAAAGUGUACUUGUGAUAAAAUCGAAUUGAACAGGGGACCCGGGAUUAUGAGUUCCUUUGUUUACGACCCAAUGAAUCGGAUGAAGUGUGCACUAGAUUAUUACUUUGGCUACCUCGACCUGAAUGAAGACAUCAAUUUGUACUACCACCUGAAUGAGUGCAUAAGCAGCUGCGUUCACUUGAUGCUGCUAAACAAUUUGAACUCCGUCUCGUCUAGUGCUAAAACGGAUGCACAGCAGGAGGGCAUUUACGCCGCGGGUUUCAUUUUAAACGUUCCCUCGGAAGCCGACCACCACGUCAUUAACAACCUGAUUGAAAUAUACGGAAUAAAUAUCGUCAUCGUGAUUGAUAACGCGUUUUUGCACUAUUCGUUGAAGGACCAGUACGGGGAUGAUGGUGGUCGGCGUGCUGCAGACCGGGGGCGGGACUACGACAGGGAUUAUCGUGGCGAUACCUGGCGUGACUCCCCACCCGAAGCGCACCGUAAGGGAAACACUCUUCCCCCUGAAGAUGAACAACCAGACAACAACAAAGAGACGGAUGAUCCAGUCAGGAGAGUAGAAAUUGUAGGCAUGCCAAAGUACGAAGGAGUAAUCCCCUCAGAUAAUAACCGAAUAAGGUAUUGCAAAAAUCUGUGGUACUACCAAUAUUUUACGAAAGAUAUUAUCGUAACGAAAAACCUGUACAGAAAGAGCCACGUCAUUUCAUUCAGGUGUAGCUUAACUAGCUUCAUAAAAUUGGACACCAACUUGGCUGUGCCUUUGUCUGCAUUACCAGCCGAUGCGAGAGACAUACAGAGGGAAAACGUAACAGUCAGUUUGUAUAAUGGGAAUAUCACUAACCUGACUAACUGCAUUUUGGGCGUGUCCUACUCGAAGGGCCUUAAUUAUGUCCACCUGAUGAAUAUAGCUGCGUUUGUGCAUGUGCAAAGUGUGCGUCAGGUCGAAUCGGAGGUGGGGGAGGAGACUGAGAGGAGUGAAAAAGGCGCAGAAGAAGCGCAAGGAAAUGCAGAUGCGAAGAACGACUACGUGAUCGAAAUUCUGUGCCCACUCUCCGUCACCACGAAGAACCUCCCCCCCUACUUUGUCGUCCCAGGGAAUGCCAAGCAGAUGAAGUUUUAG